AUGGGUAUAAUUCUAGGGCAAAAUUACACAAAAUGUGAAAAUAAAGAGCCACCAGACGAGCAGCAAUUGCCUACUUAUAAACUGGUUGUUAUUGGUGAAGGUGGUGUUGGCAAAUCUUCAUUAACCAUUCAGUUUUUCCAGGUUCAUAAUUUUUUAAAAUCCCACAUUUAUGUGGUUAUUCAGAAACAAUUUUUGGAUUAUUAUGACCCGACAAUUGAAGAUCAGUACAUACAGCAUUGUGAAAUUGAUGGCCAAUGGGUUAUUUUAGAUGGUUAG
This is a messenger RNA of Meloidogyne enterolobii, 276 nucleotides long. NCBI's taxonomy places the organism in Eukaryota, Metazoa, Nematoda, Chromadorea, Rhabditida, Meloidogynidae. The record is from the annotation of a GenBank genome assembly.